Jaculus jaculus (lesser Egyptian jerboa) is the source of this 4771-nucleotide messenger RNA. RefSeq names its product kelch like family member 18 (gene Klhl18). Gene Ontology annotation, molecular function: protein binding. NCBI's taxonomy places the organism in Eukaryota, Metazoa, Chordata, Mammalia, Rodentia, Dipodidae. The transcript has 11 exons. The record is from RefSeq and is a predicted model, not a curated record. The coding region runs from base 223 to 1896 and encodes 557 amino acids.
AAGAUGGUGGAGGACGGCGCUGAGGAGCUGGAGGAUCUAGUGCAUUUCUCCGUAUCCGAGUUGCCUAGUCGCGGCUACGGCGUCAUGGAGGAGAUCCGGCGGCAGGGCAAACUGUGCGACGUGACGCUCAAGUCUUAGACUAGCCAGGGAAUAACCUCUGAUGUAGAGAUUACCAUGACGCAACGGUUCCAUGGCAUAGGCGUGUAAGUCCGUCCAGCCCACAUGUGCACCAGUCUGUACGCUAGGCCAGUGUCUUUCCUGUGUUUGUACAGUUCCUCCUCCAAGAUUGGGGACCACAAGUUCAGUGCUCAUCGGAUCGUCUUAGCGGCCUCCAUCCCAUACUUCCAUGCCAUGUUUACGAACGACAUGAUGGAGUGUAAGCAGGAUGAGAUUGUCAUGCAAGGAAUGGACCCAAGUGCCCUGGAGGCUCUGAUCAACUUUGCUUACAAUGGCAACCUUGCCAUCGACCAGCAAAAUGUCCAGUCACUGUUGAUGGGGGCCAGUUUCCUGCAGCUGCAGAGCAUCAAAGACGCCUGUUGCACAUUCCUCCGAGAACGGCUUCACCCAAAAAAUUGCCUGGGCGUGCGCCAGUUUGCAGAGACAAUGAUGUGCGCUGUGCUGUAUGACGCAGCCAACAGCUUCAUCCACCAGCACUUCGUUGAGGUGUCCAUGUCAGAAGAGUUCCUGGCCCUGCCCUUGGAGGACGUGCUUGAGCUGGUGUCUCGGGAUGAGCUGAACGUGAAGUCAGAGGAGCAGGUCUUUGAAGCUGCGCUGGCCUGGGUCAGAUAUGACCGGGAGCAGAGAGGGUCCUGCCUGCCGGAGCUGCUGUCCAAUAUCCGUCUGCCUCUCUGCCGGCCCCAGUUCCUAUCAGACCGAGUACAGCAAGAUGACCUGGUGCGCUGCUGCCACAAAUGCAGGGACCUGGUAGAUGAAGCAAAGGACUACCACCUCAUGCCAGAGCGCCGACCCCAUCUGCCCGCUUUCAGGACUCGGCCUCGCUGCUGCACAUCGAUUGCUGGGCUUAUCUACGCUGUGGGGGGCCUCAAUUCAGCAGCAAAUUUUUAUGCAGGUGAUUCUCUGAACGUGGUGGAAGUGUUCGACCCUAUUGCCAAUCGCUGGGAGAAGUGCCACCCCAUGACGACAGCCCGCAGCCGUGUGGGCGUGGCUGUGGUGAACGGGCUUCUGUAUGCCAUCGGGGGAUAUGACGGCCAGCUGCGGCUGAGCACCGUGGAGGCCUACAAUCCAGAGACGGACACGUGGACCAGAGUGGGGAGCAUGAAUAGCAAGAGAAGUGCCAUGGGGACAGUCGUGCUGGAUGGGCAGAUCUACGUCUGUGGAGGUUACGAUGGCAACUCUUCCCUCAACUCUGUGGAAACCUACUCACCUGAGACAGACAAGUGGACAGUGGUGACUCCGAUGAGCUCAAACCGAAGUGCUGCUGGGGUCACAAUCUUUGAAGGCAGGGUAUAUGUGUCGGGCGGCCACGACGGUUUGCAGAUCUUCAACAGUGUGGAGCACUACAACCACCACACGGCCACCUGGCACCCAGCCGCCAGCAUGCUCAACAAGCGCUGUCGACAUGGCGCCGCCUCCCUGGGAAGCAAGAUGUUUGUCUGUGGGGGCUACGAUGGCUCCGGCUUCCUCAGCAUCGCUGAGAUGUACAGCUCGGUGGCAGACCAGUGGUGCCUAAUAGUACCCAUGCACACGCGCCGGAGUCGGGUCUCCCUCGUGGCCAGCUGUGGGCGCCUCUAUGCAGUGGGGGGCUAUGAUGGACAGUCAAACCUAAGCUCAGUGGAGAUGUAUGACCCAGAGACGGACCGCUGGACAUUUAUGGCCCCCAUGGCAUGCCAUGAGGGCGGGGUUGGUGUGGGCUGCAUCCCUCUUCUCACCAUCUAGGGAGAGGGCAGGGUGUGGUGGGCUAGGGAUCUGGCAUCAACACCGGCACUUCCUUCCAGGGGCAAGCCCUUUCAGGAGAGGAAGGGGCAGACCAGAAGAUGGGGUGAAAUGUGCAUUUGCCGGAGGUACGGUUUUUCCAGGUGCUUCAGUCCUCCCUCUCUGUGCUGCCCUUGUGACCAGAGGCCAUCAAGAUGCAGAGCAUGGGACAGAGACCUCACUGGGUCCCACAGCCGGUGAAACGGAAGUGCUUUGCUGGUCCAACGUACACGGGCUGCUUCCAAGCUCGGCACCCACCUGCUGCAGCCCCGGCCCAGCUCCCACUUGCCUCAGCGCUGUGAGACCCUCCACUUGCAGAAGACCCUCCGUCCCACGCUCCUCCUUGCCUGCAUGUUCUGCAGCCAUGCUCUGGCCAGUUUUUCAGGAGGAGGCCGCACUCCCCACACCCGUUAGAGAUUGUGGGGUAGAGCUGUGAGCAAGGACACCCCGGUGUUCUUUCUGCCUGUGACGGAACGGCCACAGAGGUGCACUGGGUGCACACAAGCCCGCUCCUUCCUGUCACAGGCACAGAGGGCUUUGUCCCUGUCUCCAGAACGCAGGAGGACAGAAGUCCUCCCGUGACUAAUUUUGGAAUUUCAAUGAGGUCGUCUUCAUCUUGUCCAGGAGAAACUGAAGGAUAAAAAAAGAUGCUUGAAAGAAACUGAUGGAAAUAUAAACAAGAAAACACUUGAAAGACACUGGAAAAAGAUACUUUUAAAAAAAAAGUGAACUUUUUUUUUUAACAGGAAGAAAACAUGAAAGGCACUAAAGCAAAUACACAUUUAAAUGGAAUACCUUCGAGUAUGAGAAUGGCGGUUCCCACCCCCACAUUUGGAUCCCAGGGUCCUGAGGCCUCGUAAAGCAGUUGGGGUUCCCUCUGAGCCCCAGUGCGUCUGGAAUCAGGGCAUUCUCUGGUCCUGUAGUAAGGUGCUCAUGGGGUUUGUCUUUACACCCACCAUCAGAGGACAUUUUUAAUCACAGGCUUAGUGAGUUGGCUGACUUCCUGCCACUCUUCUACAUGGGAGCUCCAGGUCAUCGCAGGAGACUCCAGAGCCGCCGCCAUGAUUACCUCCCACUGCCACCAUGGCGCUCAUUCAGAUUCCCCAUUCCCAUUGACAUGCCUUCCUUUUUGACCAGCAGGAAACAGCAUGGCUGGCCAGAUUCCCACUCGCCCACCUUAUCAUCCUUAGAUAAUUUUCCUCCUUGCGAUACUGUUGGGACACACAGACCAUGGUUUGUACCUCUAGGACCUAACCAGGGGCUUGCUCCCACCAACCAUGGGCUAGCUGGGUCCGGUGACCUCGUCCGCUCUGCCAUUCCACUGCUCCUUCCUGUCGCCAAUCCCAGGGGUCUGGCUUCCUCCAGCCCUCGGCAGACCAACCAGCAAGGUGGACCUUUAUAUUCAAGCGAAGCUGGCUUUAUGAAAUAACUAAAGACUUUAAAAAAAAAAAAAAAGUAUUUUGCUGCUGCAAAGAACAGAUUUUAUAUAUCUUCCUCUAAACCUUGGCACAUGACCUCGUGAAGAGACUUCACGCUCCUUCCUCCUCCCUGGAUGGGACCUUUAAUGUAGCACAGAAGGACCCAGAAAGGAGGACGUUUUUCUCUCACCAGUGCACUGGGCAGUGGGGCUGACCUUCAACUGCUGCUGCCAAAAUCUGGUUUCCUAAACUUCUUCCAGGAGAAAAGAAAAGGAUGUGAUUCCUUUUCGCUCCAAACUGGGUCUUAGGGUCCCACUCUCCACCUGAUUGGUUUCUUGUCCUUUGCUGCCUGCCUGCAAGUGGCCUGGAAGCCUGUUCGGAAAGGCACAAUGUGAAGCCUGGGGUGUCCCCGGCCCACCCACCCUAGGACCAUCAGGUUUACCCUUGUGUGCAAUUGCCAUGGAUUCAGAGGGAAGGACCUUUGUUACCUGCAACUUAGGAGCUGGGCCUCUGCUACGAGCACUUGAAAAUGAUGUUUUUAUGUUAGAAGACUCAGCAGUUUAAUAACUGAUACAAUCUACGCUCCUGGUAGGGCUCUAGCAUUUCCCAUCCCUCCUCGGUUUGCCUACAGUGGCGGACUUGGGAGGAGGUUGGGGAGUUGUCGUUUCCCGUUCAGAGGCGUGGAUCGGCGCUCAUCUUGUUCUGCUGAGUCCCUUUCUUUUGUGAAUGUACAGCAGCAGCACUGCCCAGCCUGGACUGUGAAGGCGCCAAGAAUUGCCCUUUCCGGGGCCCUUGUAUGGUCGCAGGUUUCACCACUGGGGAGUGAUUCGUCAGCGUCCCCUGAUCUGCUGCUCUUCUAGUGACCUUCCUGAGCCCAUUCCCACCUCCCAAGCGUAGAAGUCGUGCUGUGCACCGAAGGACAGUGUUUCCAAGUCAAAGUCAAACCAGCGUCCCGAUCUGGGCUCUGAACACAAUUGAGCAAACACCAACAUUUCCAUACUCGCCCGGUCUGAGGGCAAAUGGCUGGUCUGGCUCUUUAAUGCUUCUGUUUCCAGUAGGAUCAUGAAAAGGAGGCAUCACCCAAGAAUACUGCAGAGAGAAUAUAGCUAGGAGGUAGGUCAGACAUGCUCAGUGGGCCAUAGGUUCUGGCCUGUCUCCGAGCAGAGGACUCACCGGUGUUCUCUGCCCUUGCGUGUGUUGCAUUCUUGGAUGGCACAUAGAGCCUUCCUUUCUGGGUUUCAGCUGAGAUCCUAGCCAGAGGAGAGCUGAAGGCCAGCCUCUUGACUAAGCCACAAAGAUGAAACUAAGUAGGAAUCCCGUCCCUCCCUCACCCACAGUUUGUUUCACAGGAAAUCAUUUAUUUAUAGAACGCAUGUCUUUUGUGUUAAGAAACCAAAGAGAAAUAAAGAAAACACUCCUAA